CUUGGAUGGUGGCACUGAAUUAUUACGGAGUUGUUUAUAUGUUUCGAGUCAGAAGUUUAACAAUUUGGGUUAUAUACGGCGCAACCUAUUUUUUGAGUAUGUCAAUAAAAUUGUAUCUUGUUGAUUUAAUAUGUGAAAUGACUGUGAAGGCAAGACAUGAAACGGCUGAUAUACUGAAGGAAUUCAACGAAAUUGUUCUGGAAUCAAAUGCGUUACAUAAAUCGUGUGAACAGUUUGGAUUGCAAGUUUGCUGCUUCGACACUGAUAUAGACUUAUGUGGAAUGUUUUCUAUGAACAGAUCUCUCUUCUUUAAGGGAGAAGCAAAAAUAGUUUCCUACACCAUCGUUUUGCUACAAUUUCAUCUAACUUUGGGUGAGAAAUGA
This is a messenger RNA of Teleopsis dalmanni, 383 nucleotides long. RefSeq lists its product as uncharacterized. Bases 6 to 383 code for a protein of 125 amino acids. The transcript has 2 exons. NCBI's taxonomy places the organism in Eukaryota, Metazoa, Arthropoda, Insecta, Diptera, Diopsidae. Gene Ontology annotation, cellular component: membrane. Gene Ontology annotation, biological process: sensory perception of taste. The record is from RefSeq and is a predicted model, not a curated record.